AUGGAAAGUUCAAGCCCUACCCAGAUAGGCUUGCCCAAGGCCCAACCUAGGAGGGCCCACCGAAAAUCCAGAAACGGAUGUGUCCAGUGUAAGAGACGCAAGAUCAAGUGUGACGAAUCAAAACCGGAAUGUGGCAAGUGCACCAGUUUCCGCAUUCCAUGCAGCUUCUCCCCCUCUCCUUCUGCUAGUGUCUCGGGAGGGGAGUGCUCAUCCGAUAUCAGCCAUGGCUCACACGCUGAGCGCAGCAAAACAUUUCACAAGACUCGUGGACGCCCACGCAAGGACUGGUCGGCUAUUGAGUCAUCUUUACAGCAGGAAUCCAACAGUCCGGCCUCAACGCCGGGCUCCAGUGACAGUGGCCCGUCUCUCCUGAACGUGGAUCAAGCUGAGCUACUGCAUCACUUUACCACGUCUACCGGGCUGAGUUUAGCCAACCCAGAUGAUAGGGACGACCCCAUAACGCGAUUUUGGUCACACAAUGCACCGCUUGUCGGCUGUGGCUCGCCGGCAGUCCUACAUCUUUGCCUCGCUCUCGCCGCCCGGCAUCUUCUUUAUCUUGGCACGGGCCUCCACCACUUAAACCGCUCCCAUUAUGUCUCCUUGGCUGAUGAGCAUUUUGGGGCAGGCCUUGCCAAGGUUAAUGAGGCUCUCCGAAAUGUUAGUCCAGCAACUAGCGGUGCAACAUAUCUAUCAACUGUUCUCCUAUGCUAUUGUACCUUUGCUAGAGGGCCCUCGGGACCAAAAGAUUUCCUCGUGUGCGAUUUAUCAAAGAGCACGCCAAUGCGUUGGCUUUCCAUAGCCAAGGGUACUGCCGUCUUGCGUGAGACUUUUGGCGCAGAUACUCUCUUUACGGGACUCAUGUCUCCGUUCAACAAUCCUUACGGGACAUUGCCUGAAGAGGAUCCACGUCCUAGCUGCGUCUGCCAAAAAUUCCCAAAAAUAGAAUGGUCAGCGCCCCUGAAGGAGCUACGCUGUUGGAUCAUCUCAUGCGAGAGCGACAGUUGUGAAGUGCUGCUUGCGUCAUUGGACGUGUUGGAGAAUAUCUACGAGGCUACAUUUGGCGACGACCAGGGUGGAUUCAAAUGUGCUCCGAGGUUCAAAAUGGUAUUUAUAUGGCUGUAUUUUAUGCAAGACUCCUUCGUAUCAUGUCUUAACAAGGCCGAUAAUAAUCUGGCAUUGCUCUUGGUUGGCUAUUAUGCCCCUCUGUUGAAAACUAUGAGAAAGGUCUGGUAUAUUCACGGCUGGGCAGAGCAUAUUACAGCGGCGCUACAAUUAGAAAUCAAGGGGGAUCAUUCGAAGUUUAUGGAAUGGCCAGCAACAGCCAUUCGGUUGCUCGAAGCGCCCGACUUUGCUAAGAAUACGAAACCUCACUAUUAG
This is a messenger RNA of Clonostachys rhizophaga, 1377 nucleotides long. The record is from the annotation of a GenBank genome assembly. Lineage: Eukaryota; Fungi; Ascomycota; Sordariomycetes; Hypocreales; Bionectriaceae.